Messenger RNA from Closterium sp. NIES-65, 2544 nucleotides. NCBI's taxonomy places the organism in Eukaryota, Viridiplantae, Streptophyta, Zygnematophyceae, Desmidiales, Closteriaceae. The record is from the annotation of a GenBank genome assembly.
AUGGACACCCGAGGAGGACGCAAUUCUAUUGGAGCACGUGAUGCUGCACGGCACAAGCCAAUGGGGCUUGCUGCAGCGCAGCAACCGCCUGCCGCUGCGCGACAACAAGGCGUGCUGCAACCGCUUCAUCCUCCUAAAAAAAGAGCGAGGAUGAUGGGGCCGUGCAAGGAGGAGGCGAGGGAGGAGACGCGGGAGGAGGCAACCACCAGACUCCAAAGCUACGGCGCUGUGAGACUCGGCAGCGACGACACUGAGAUGUCUGAUGAGACCCCUGCACCACCACCGCCGCAUCAUGCUCAGCAGCAGCAGCAGUGGUAUGCCAUGAACCUUACUGGCAACACUGUUCCCUCUUCGCCUGUGCCGCCCGCUUCGCCAGAGGUAAACCCCUCAUCCGCCUCUCCUGCUCCUCCUGCCGCCCGGCUUGUCGACGUGGAGGGUGUUUCCGUCAAUGUCGAGAGCGAUUUUUGCGUCCGGGGAGGCUAUGGCGGAGGCUCAGGGGGAGACUUUGGCGGAGGCUCAGGGGGAGGCUUUGGCGGAGGCUCAGGGGGAGCAUCAGGGGGAGGCUAUGGCGGAGGCUCUGGGGGAGGCUUUGGCGGAGGCUUAGGGGGGGGCUUUGGCGGAGGCUCAGGGGGAGUAUCAGGGGGUGGCUAUGGCGGAGGCUCAGGGGGAGGCUUUGGAGGAGGCUCAGGGGGAGUAUCAGGGGGAGGCUAUGGCGGAGGCUUUGGCGGAGGCUCAGAGGGAGGCUUUGGCGGAGGCGGAGGCUUAAUAGGGGGAGACCCAAGCGGAAGCUUGGGCGGGGGACCAGGCGGAAGGUCAGGCGGAGUGUUUGGCGGAGGCCUACUAAGCGCAAGCGCUGGCGUAGGCGGCGCAGGCGGGCUCUCUGGCGACCCAACUCGGAUCAACGAGCCCUUUGCGUUUGAGCCGGAUGAACCAGCUGGUAGUGUGCUGUUGCCCUUUGCGCCGACUCAAACGCCGACUAGUGGGCUGCUGGGAUCGACGCCAUGGUAUUCCGGUGUUGGCGCCGGCGGCGGCGGCGGCGCCACCGGUGGUAGUUUUAGCAGCAGCGGCAGACACAGCGACGUUCCCCCGGAGCAGUUCCUCCGAUGGACCAACGAGGAGGACAGGGUUUUGCUGCGCCACGUCACGCGCUACGGAACGCGCAACUGGGGGCUGCUGCAGCAAAGCCGCUCGCUGCCUCUGCGCGACAACAAGGCAUGCUGCAACCGCUUCAUUCUUCUCAAAAAGUGCCCCAUCCUCUCACGUCGUGCCACGUGCCCCAUCCUCUCACGUCAUGCUACCAAUGCUACAGUGGCGUCGCCAGCUGUAGCGCCGUCAGCUGCAGCUACUGUCGCUAAAUCCGUUCCAAUUGUGUCAGUCACAGCUGCGACGGCUGCUGCUACAGCAGCAGCAGCAGCAGCACCACCACCACCACCUGCAGCAACAGCAGGAACAGCAGCAGCAGCAGCAGCAGCAGGGGAAAGAGAGUACUCAGCAGCGUUGGGAGAGGAAAUUAUGCGUGAUGGAGAGGAGAGUAGAGGGAUCAGAGAGGAUAGCGGGAAAAGAGUGUGGGAAGGGGAGAAAUCAAGGAAAAGGGCAGGGGAGAGGGGGGCAAGGGGGGUGGGGCAGAGACAAGCGGAGAGGGAAGGGGCAGUGGAAGUUGAAGGGGAAAGGGAGGGGGAAGGAGAAGGGGCGGGGCAGAGUGGGGUUUGCGGGGCGUUGGAACAGCAGCUAGCAAUGCUAUUUGAGUUAGAUCAGGGGUGGGAUAGGGGGGGAGAGGCGUACUCUAUUGAUGCCCCUGCUGCGGCUGCUGGUGGUGGUCCGGCCUUCUCUGCUCCGGCAGCUGUUGCUGGGCGGUUGAGUGGCGUGGGGAGCGGUGAAGAUGCUGCCAGUGAUGCUGCUGCCAGGGAUGCUGCUGCUGCUGCUGCUGCUGCUGGAGUGGAUGGUGGGGGGUGCAGUGAGGUGCUGGACGGUGGUGGAAUGCGGAGGGUGGAUGGAGGGAGAGAGGAAGGUGCAGUGGCAAUGGGGGACGGAGAGAGGAAGCGGAAGGUUCCCCCGUGUGGGCUCGGUAGGGCCAUACGGUCAUUCUCAGACCUCUACCCCUUGUUUCAGCAGCAGCAGCAGCAGCAGCAGCAGCAGCAGCAGCAGCAGCAGCAGCAGCAGCAGCAGCAGCAUCAUCAUCAUCAUCAUCAUCAUCAUCAUCAUCAUCAUCAUCAUCAUCAUCAUCAUCAUCAUCAGCAGCAGCAGCAGCAGCAGCAGCAGCAGCAGCCCCAGCAUCAGCAGUAUCAUUUGCAACAGCAGUGGUAUGGGCAGCAGCAACAGCAGCAGUCGGUGGGCUUGGAACCUCGAUUUUCGGAGACUGAGAGGCGCGAGCUCACAGCAGGUAGCGGCGGCGAUACUGGCAUGGGAGGGAACAGGUUCGCUGCUGGAGCAGCGCAGGAGGGAGGAGAGGCGAUCGCGUGCUUUCGAGGAGGCACAGAGGCUGUGGGAGGGGAAGGAACCGGGGCUGGAGCAGCAGAGGAGGAGGGAGGAGAGGUGGGGGAGUGA